Messenger RNA from Carya illinoinensis, 1287 nucleotides. Its product is annotated as protein FAR1-RELATED SEQUENCE 5-like. NCBI's taxonomy places the organism in Eukaryota, Viridiplantae, Streptophyta, Magnoliopsida, Fagales, Juglandaceae. The transcript has 2 exons. The record is from RefSeq and is a predicted model, not a curated record. The coding region runs from base 1 to 1287 and encodes 428 amino acids. Gene Ontology annotation, molecular function: zinc ion binding.
AUGGAUGGUAUAGCUCCAAAGGUUAUUAUUACUGAUCAAGACAGAGCAAUGAAAAAUGCAAUUGCUAUUAUCUUUCCGAAAACUCGACAUAGAUUUUGCCUAUGGCAUAUACUCAAGAAAGUCCCUGAGAAGCUUGGGUCAUAUGCAACCUACAAGAGUGGGCUGAAAACUCAGCUCAUGAAAUGUGUGUACGACACACAAACCAUUGAAGAGUUUGAAAAGGUAUGGGCCGAAUUUAUUAGUACAUACGAGUUACAAGAGAAUGGUUGGUUGGAAAGUUUGUAUGAGGAACGCAAGCAUUGGGUACCGGUUUUUCUAAAAGAGCAUUUUUGGGCGGGUAUGAGUACAACACAGUGCAGUGAGAGUAUGAAUGCAUUUUUUGAUGGUUAUGUCCAUUCGAAGACAAACUUGAAGGAGUUUGUCGACCAGUUUGACAGUGCACUAAAGAAAAAAAUUGAGAAUGAGACUCAGGCUGAAUUCCAGUCAUUUAGUGGCACCAUUCCCUGCGUUUCUAGAUUCCCAAUUGAGAAGAAAUUUCAACUGUUGUACACUAACGCAAAAUUUAAGGAAGUACAACAACAAGUCAUUGGUGUGCUUGACUUGGACCCUUCUAUACUAAGGAGGGAUGGUGUAAUGAAGAGUUAUUUGGUAGAAGAUGAGAUCCGAAUUCAUGAGUAUUCAAAACAAGUUACAUAUUAUGUGGAUUUUAAUGUGAAUGAAGUUUCUGCGAAGUGUUCAUGUGGAUUAUUUCAGAUGAUGGGGAUAUUGUGUAGGCAUAUUUUGGCGGUGUUCAACUGUAACAGUGUAAAAGAAUUGCCAGACCGGUACAUUUUAGACAGAUGGAGGAAGGACAUAAAGAGGAAAUACACGUUAAUCCGAAGUAGCUACGACGCAGGGGAUCAGAGGCCAACUGGUAAUAGAUAUUCAGUUCUAUUAAAUAUGUGUUAUGGGAUGAUAGAUUAUGCGGUGGAUUCUAGUGAGCAAUUUGAAGAUGCAAAUAAGAAGAUACAUGAGAUGACUAAAUUAUAUCGCCAGAGCCAAACCUCCUCAUCUAUGAUGCAAACAGGACCGGAGCCUGGUAUGUCGACAUUGGAUAGUACUGCAGGUGGUAGUUCACAAGUUAAGAGUCCAAAGCUUGUCAGGGGGAAAGGAAGACCUUCAUCCCUGAGGAGAGCCUCCAGAAUGGAGACGGAAACUCACAAGGUUAAAGGCAAACAGAAGAAACCACAACAAGGGGGAAAACGGAAAGAGGUGGAUUUCAUAAUUUGUAAUUUGUGUGAAUUAUAA